Molecule: messenger RNA, 3524 nt
Organism: Rhodamnia argentea
Lineage: Eukaryota; Viridiplantae; Streptophyta; Magnoliopsida; Myrtales; Myrtaceae
Product: homeobox-leucine zipper protein HDG2-like
Exons: 13
Coding region: 804-3122 (772 amino acids)
Biological process (GO): regulation of DNA-templated transcription
Molecular function (GO): DNA-binding transcription factor activity, RNA polymerase II-specific; lipid binding; DNA binding
Source: RefSeq, a predicted model, not a curated record
UCUUCUUCCUCAUCUCUCUCUAUCUUUCUCUCUCUCUGUUCUUCUUUCGUUUCUCUCUGCAUCUGCCCCUCCAACCUCAACUCUCUCUCUCUCUCUCUCUCUCUCUCUCUCUCUCUCUCUCUCUCUCUCUCUCUCCACUUCAUUCUUGCGCAUGUAUGCGUUCUUAGUUCUCUCACCACCACCACCACCAACUCAGUCUACGAAACAACCCUGAGAGACCCACCAGAAACAGUGGCUUUUGAUCAAAGAAGGGCAACCCAACAACCAGAUCUAACCUCUCUUAUGGAAGCUUUCUCCAAUAUCGAAGGCUUUACUGAGAUGUAAGAGAGCGCGCACGAGAGAGAAAAUUUCCCGGAGAAUGUUUUGGAAAAGAAAAGGAAAGACGGAGAAUGUCUCGUUAGAUUCACUCCGACAUCUUAGGAGGCGUUUCAUAUGCUUUUAGCCUGAUUUUUGUCCACCAAAACAGACCGUUUCACACAAAAAAAAAAAUGUCUACCCUCUGGCUUUAUCUUUAGUAUUUUUUUUUUUUUAAUUCUGCUUUCUCGUGCAUUGGCACUUAAUCCCCCUCCCCCCCAAAAAAAAGGCGAAGAAAUUCCGGACAAAAUCUCAGGGUUAGCUCGAAUACCGUUGGUUUUCCUAGGUAUUAGGACAAUCUAGGGGUUUAAAAAGGUCAAGCCUAGCAUUACGAGUUACUCAGAAAGUCUCAAAUAAUUUCCUUCGCUCAACAGUGCUGAAGGAGAGAAGAGAAUGUAAUCAGGACUGGUUUCACUUUUGGAACUAGGGUUUCUAGCUUCUUCGCUAACAUGCCAGCCGGAAUCAUGAUUCCGGCAAGGAACAUGUCGUCAUCGCCAAUGAUCGCGUCCAAUGGAUAUGGAUCAUCUUCCGGGCUCACCCUCGGUCAGCCAAACAUGAUGGAAGGCCUUCACCAUCAUCAGUUUCACCACCCGUUGGACAUGGCCCAUCCGACCGCAUCGGAGAGCGAACUUGCCCGUCUCCAGGACGAAGAGUUCGAGAUCAGCACCAAGUCAGGGAGCGAAAACCAGGAGGGUCAAUCCGGAGAUGACAUACCGGAUCUUCAACGUCCCAAUAAGAAGAAGCGAUACCAUCGCCACACCCAGCAUCAGAUCCAAGAGAUGGAAGCUUUUUUCAAGGAAUGUCCGCAUCCAGAUGACAAGCAGAGGAAGGAACUCAGCCGUCAAUUGGGCUUAGCGCCUUUGCAAGUCAAAUUUUGGUUCCAAAACAAGCGCACUCAAAUGAAGACGCAGCACGAGCGCGGCGAGAACACACAGCUCCGAGCGGAGAAUGAGAAGCUUAGGGCUGACAACAUGAGGUACAGAGAGGCACUGAGCACUGCCUCAUGUCCCAACUGUGGAGGGCCGACGGCCAUUGGAGAGAUGUCGUUCGAUGAACACCACUUGAGAUUGGAAAAUGCCCGCUUAAGAGAAGAGAUCGAUAGGAUUUCAGCUAUUGCUGCCAAAUAUGUGGGCAAGCCAGUGGUGAACUAUCCUCUUCUUUCCUCUCCGGCUCCUCCUCGUCCGCUCGAGCUCGGAGUCGGAGGUUUUGGGGGUCAAUCUGGCGUAGGAGGAGAGAUUUAUGGAGCUGGAGACCUUUUCAAGUCGAUUGGCGCCCCGACAGAAGCUGACAAGCCAAUGAUCAUCGAGUUGGCGGUCGCAGCCAUGGAGGAAUUGGUCAGGAUGGCCCAGAUGGGAGAGCCCCUCUGGAGCGUGAGCUUGGAUGGCACUUCAUCAAAUGUGCUAAAUGAAGAUGAGUACAUGAAAACAUUUCCUCGAGGUAUGGGGCCGAAGCCUGCUGGAUUUAGCACCGAAGCUUCGCGAGAAAGUAUUGUUGUCAUUAUGGAUCACAUCAACCUUGUUGAGAUCCUCAUGGAUGCGAAUCAAUGGUCGACGGUGUUCUCCAGCAUCGUCUCACGAGCGGCAACAUUGGAAGUGCUGUCAACUGGAGUAGCUGGCAACUACAAUGGAGCUUUGCAAGUGAUGACAGCUGAAUUUCAAGUUCCUACACCACUCGUUCCAACUCGCGAAGUCUACUUUGUUCGGUACUGUAAACAGCACAGUGACGGGACUUGGGCCAUCGUCGACGUUUCCUUAGACCACUUACGCCCAAGCUCGAUUGUCAGAUGCCAUAGAAGGCCUUCAGGAUGUGUGAUUCAAGAAAUGCCGAAUGGAUAUUCCAAGGUUACAUGGGUUGAGAAUGUGGAAGUAGAUGAUAGAGGAGUCCACAGCUUGUACAAGCAGCUUGUUAAUUAUGGUCACGCCUUUGGGGCUAAACGGUGGGUCGCCACCUUAGACAGACAAUGUGAACGCCUUACGAGCGCCAUGGCAACAAAUAUUCCUAACACUGAUGUCGGCGUGAUAACGAGUCAAGAAGGGAGAAAGAGCAUGCUAAAACUAGCGGAGAGAAUGGUGAUAAGCUUCUGCGCCGGAGUCAGCGCGUCUACGGCUCACACAUGGACGACAUUAUCAGGGACGGGAGCCGAUGACGUGAGGGUCAUGACCAGGAAAAGUAUAGACGAUCCAGGUAGACCACCCGGUAUAGUAUUGAGUGCCGCGACUUCUUUCUGGCUUCCGGUGCUGCCAAAUAGAGUCUUCGAUUUCCUCCGUGACGAGAAUUCUCGAAGCGAGUGGGAUAUUCUCUCGAACGGAGGGGCGGUUCAAGAAAUGGCACAUAUCGCAAACGGCAGGGACACCGGCAACUGUGUAUCUCUACUCCGAGUAAAUAGUGCCAACUCAAGCCAAAGCAACAUGCUGAUCUUGCAAGAGAGUUGCACCGACUCUGCCGGUUCUUUCGUGAUUUACGCUCCAGUGGACAUCGUUGCAAUGAAUGUGGUACUGAAUGGCGGGGAUCCAGACUACGUCGCGCUCCUUCCCUCAGGGUUUGCAAUACUGCCCGACGGUUCAGCCGUGCAAGGUGGCGACGAUCAACAGGCAGUGGGAUCUGGUAGUGGGUCUCUCCUCACAGUGGCAUUCCAGAUUCUGGUUGAUUCCGUUCCUACAGCUAAGCUCUCUCUUGGGUCGGUUGCGACUGUUAACAAUUUGAUCGCUUGUACCGUCGAGAGGAUCCGGGCUUCAUUGUCGUGCAAAGUGCUGAACUCUGCAGUCUAAUGUCCAGAUAUAGGACAUCGCUAAAGUAACGUGAAGAAAGAACAAACGGCAACUAUGUUUAAGCAGAAACAUCAGCUUAUAUCGAAUUCGGAGAAGUCAAGAUCGCACCUUACUUGCAAGGAUUAAAGGGUUCGGGUAUUGACUUCCCAGGACAAAGUGAAGACAGAGAAACUAACACGCAACAUUCCGUUUCUGGUGUUACGGCUUUUCUUUUAACCAAGUUUUGCGAACUUUGAUUAGUUUAAGGAAGCUCAGAGCUGUAGUGGUAAAGUUUUCACUUGUGUGCUCCAUCAGAAGUUCCUUCUGGUUUCUUAAUUCCCUUUCAUAGUAACCCCCCACUGCAAGUGUCAUUGAUAUGAACUAUACCGCAUCACUAGAUGUUCUCAAAAUUUUCGUCACUGA